Plasmodium yoelii is the source of this 447-nucleotide messenger RNA. RefSeq names its product cytochrome b5, putative. Bases 1 to 447 code for a protein of 148 amino acids. Lineage: Eukaryota; Apicomplexa; Aconoidasida; Haemosporida; Plasmodiidae. The record is from RefSeq and is a predicted model, not a curated record. Gene Ontology annotation, molecular function: heme binding. The transcript is spliced from 6 exons.
AUGUAUAAAAAACACAAUUUUAUAAAUAUAAAAUAUCUCCUUGUGGUUAUAGUCUUAGUUAUAACCUUUGUGAGAAUGGAGGAAAAACAAAAUAACACAUUGCAACCCGUAACUCCUAAGAAAGUAAAAGAAGAAUUAUCCAAAUCACAUGGAGCAAAUCAAAUGGUAUAUAAUAUCAUUUCCGAAGGAUUAAAGGAAGAUAUUGAAUCUGGAAAAAAAUAUACAAUAGAAGAGGUGGCAAAACACAAUAAGGCAACUGAUGCUUGGGUUAUUUAUAAAAAUAAAGUUUAUGAUGUAACUUAUUAUCUUAAGUUUCACCCAGGAGGAGAAGAGAUAUUGUUGGAACGAGCAGGAAGUGAUGUUACCGAUUUGGUUUUUAUGUAUCAUAGUUGGGUGAAUGUUGAAAAGAUAUUAGAAAAUACUUAUCUUGGGGACCUUGUCGAAUAA